AAAAUCCUCUCACCUCACCCAAUCGUUCCCCCUUUGUACUCCACGUCCACAUCUUUCAUCUCUCUCUCUAAUAAAACCCCCAAACACCCCUUUCUCACACACAAACACACACUCACUCACUCACUCCACACCACAAUGGCCUCAGCCGCUGCCCCCACCACCUUCUCCCUCCUCCACUCCGCCGCCGCGGGCUCCUCCGCCUCCUCCUCCUCCUCCGCCGCCGCGCGCGUGCAGCUCUCCUCCUCCUCCCUCCGCGUCCGCCCCCUCUCCCGCCGCCUGGGCUUCGCGGCCGCCGACCCGCUGCUGGCGGCCAACGUGGCGGCGCGCGUGGCGGCCGUGAGGGGCGGGAGUGCCGCGAGAGGGGUGGUGUCGAUGGCGAAGAAGAGCGUGGGGGACUUGAGCGCGUCGGACUUGAAGGGGAAGAAAGUGUUCGUGAGAGCUGACCUCAACGUCCCGCUCGACGACAACCAGAACAUCACCGACGACACCAGAAUCCGCGCCGCCGUUCCCACCAUCAAGCACCUCAUCCAGAACGGCGCCAAAGUCAUCCUCUCUAGCCACUUGGGGCGACCAAAGGGUGUCACUCCCAAAUACAGCUUGGCACCUCUUGUACCCCGGCUUUCUGAACUCAUUGGCAUCCAGGUUGUCAAGGCUGAUGACAGUAUUGGCCCAGAAGUAGAAAAGUUGGUGGAUGCUCUUCCAGACGGAGGUGUUCUUCUUCUAGAAAAUGUGAGGUUUUAUAAGGAGGAAGAAAAGAAUGAUCCUGAGCAUGCAAAGAAGCUUGCCUCUCUGGCAGAUCUGUUCGUGAAUGAUGCAUUUGGUACUGCUCACAGGGCACAUGCAUCAACAGAGGGUGUUACUAAAUACCUGAAGCCAUCUGUUGCAGGUUUUCUUUUGCAAAAGGAGCUUGAUUACCUUGUUGGGGCAGUAUCAAGCCCCAAAAGGCCAUUUGCUGCCAUUGUUGGUGGUUCCAAGGUCUCGUCUAAAAUUGGAGUGAUCGAGUCACUUUUAGAAAAAGUUGACAUCCUUCUUCUUGGUGGAGGAAUGAUCUUCACAUUUUACAAGGCACAAGGUCUUUCAGUGGGUUCAUCCCUUGUAGAAGAAGAUAAGUUGGAGCUUGCUACAUCACUACUUGCAAAAGCCAAAGCAAAGGGUGUCUCUCUCUUGUUACCAAGUGACGUGGUGAUUGCAGACAAAUUUGCUCCUGAUGCAAACAGCAAGGUCGUGCCAGCAUCUGCCAUCCCUGAUGGCUGGAUGGGAUUGGAUAUUGGUCCAGAUUCUGUUAAAUCAUUCAGUGAAGCAUUGGAUACCACCAAAACCAUCAUAUGGAAUGGGCCAAUGGGAGUGUUUGAAUUUGACAAGUUUGCUGUUGGAACAGAGGCUAUUGCAAAGAAAUUGGCUGACCUCAGUGGAAAGGGGGUGACCACAAUUAUUGGAGGGGGAGAUUCUGUUGCAGCUGUGGAGAAAGUAGGAGUUGCUAGUGUCAUGAGUCACAUAUCUACUGGUGGCGGUGCCAGUUUGGAGUUAUUGGAAGGCAAAGAGCUUCCAGGAGUCCUUGCUCUUGAUGAAGCCACACCAGUCCCUGUGUAAGACUGUUUUCAACUUGGAAAAUUUUCCCAUCCUCGGGUGUCUGUCAUCAACCAUGUAAAAGAGCACAUGUUGUAGGACCCUUCGGAGUCUUUUAGUGUAAAUUUAUCAUGCUCGAGUUAUUUUCUUCACACAUAAAUUGCGUGUAACUGUAAACCCAGGCUGAGAGCCAUAAAUUCAAAUAAAUCCAUUAGUUGCUGCCAAAAGCUUUUUGCA
Molecule: messenger RNA, 1803 nt
Organism: Cajanus cajan (pigeon pea)
Lineage: Eukaryota; Viridiplantae; Streptophyta; Magnoliopsida; Fabales; Fabaceae
Product: phosphoglycerate kinase, cytosolic
Biological process (GO): glycolytic process; gluconeogenesis
Cellular component (GO): cytosol
Molecular function (GO): ATP binding; phosphoglycerate kinase activity; ADP binding
Source: RefSeq, a predicted model, not a curated record